Musa acuminata subsp. malaccensis (wild Malaysian banana) is the source of this 902-nucleotide messenger RNA. Its product is annotated as probable WRKY transcription factor 70. NCBI's taxonomy places the organism in Eukaryota, Viridiplantae, Streptophyta, Magnoliopsida, Zingiberales, Musaceae. Gene Ontology annotation, molecular function: sequence-specific DNA binding; DNA-binding transcription factor activity. The record is from RefSeq and is a predicted model, not a curated record. Gene Ontology annotation, biological process: regulation of DNA-templated transcription.
GAAACCACUUCUCGUUUGGUGUGGAUGGAGCACAGCAACCUGCUGGUUUCCACCUCCACUGACCUAUCGCACUGUUAUCAUCACCUGGAGAUCAAGGUGAUCAACGAAGCGCAUGAGCUCACGAGGCAACUACGAGCAGUUCUUCUCCCAUCUCUGCCUGCAGGAAGCUUGGCCGACCUCGCCCGAGAGAUUCUCGACAAAAUCAUCAAGUCCUGCUCCUUGGCUGCCUUCAUGCUCCAGUCCGGCGGCCAUGGCCAUCAAACAAGUAAACAGCACGGUGAGGGAGAAAGACCCAUGCUUGACGGUCACAAGAAAAGGAAGUCGCAGAACGCAUCGUCCAUAGUAACAUCUGUUCCGUAUGAAGAUGGACAUCAGUGGACAAAGUAUGGGCAGAAAAGAAUUAACGGUGCGAAAUACCCAAGGAGCUACCACAGGUGCAUUUAUCACAAAGACCAGGACUGCCCAGCAACAAAGACAGUGCAAAGGGUGGAUAGGGAUGCAGAUCCACCAGAGUUUAUUGUCGUCUAUAACAUGCAACACAGGUGCAGAUCCAGUGAUAGACACAUACCAUUUGUGAUGGAGUCUGCUGAAGCUUCCUUGGUGAAGAACCAGAGCCGAACUGAUACCCCCUCCGACGGUGACCCACAGAUGACCCACCUGCUACUCUCUGAUGAGAUAUCGAACAUAUCACUGACUCCAGAGCAGUGGAACCUGGACAACGAUUUGGAUCCUGUGAUGAGCUUGUUUGAGUUUGCUGAUGCAGAUCCAUUUUACAGCAGUGUUCUGAUGAAUCUACGUUAAAAGAGUUAGGAACGAUGCUUAUCGCUACUUAGUGCACGACACACGGCUCAAGUUAUUGAUGUGAUGGGUUUAUAUUAUAUCAAUAUCAAUAUUAUGCUGCC